Messenger RNA from Penaeus vannamei (Pacific white shrimp), 2512 nucleotides. Lineage: Eukaryota; Metazoa; Arthropoda; Malacostraca; Decapoda; Penaeidae. The record is from RefSeq and is a predicted model, not a curated record.
AAUCUUCCUUUGAACAGAACAUUGCUGUUGAUGACGGGAACAAAAACGUCACUCUUUCUUCGCAAUCUGGAAGCCUUAGUCCACGUUCCCGAGAACGUUUCUUCGGAAGAGCCCAACAUGGAGGAAAUUCUUGUCGUUCCUCCGACUCUGUCUCCCGAGGAAAAGAUCAGGAGAGUCGAGAAGGCGAGUAGGAAUCUCCCGAUGGGGUUUGCGGUGCGUAGCCACAUGAAGAAGAAGAUGAACAACUCCUGUGCUCACUUCCCAUCGAUGUACGACCUUCAUUACAACAACAUGUACUGGCAGACCGUGGAGACGUCGAACGGGAAAUUCCACCUGUACGGCGCCUACUAUGACAACCGCACUUUGGAGCCUGACAGACCGGUUGUGCGCAUGACAGCCAUCAUCAACCGCGUCGGAGAGUUUGCCCAGACCAACUGCCAGAUAUGGUUCGAGGACCUGGAAAAACCUGUCUUUAGCGAGGCCUCACGGGUUCUCGUUUGGUACAAGGAAUGGGGACAUUAUAACAACCACGAUCUAAAUCCGUAUAUUAUUACGUGUAAGAUCCCGGCCUCUCACCGAGGUCUGGUUCCUCAGGCCGUGUCCCUGGUAGAGAGGCCUUGUGACUACGCGACCAAUCUCUUGAAAGUCAUCUACAACCUGCCAGAGAACGGCCAGAAGGAAGGCUUUGCCGUGUGUGUCAAAGGGUCAGAAUUUUACACCGGAGACGCGACGGUGCGCAUAAUAGAGUGGCUCGAGCUGCACUUCGCCAUGGGAGCCAACAAGGUCUUCUACUACGACUUCGGCAUGAACCGCAGGCUGGCCAAAACGAUGGAAUAUUACACCAAGAAAGGUUUGGUUGAGGUUAUCCCAUUAACUCUCCCUGACGAACAGCCCAAUAUACCUGGCCUUGUUUACAAAUACCUGGACGCAAAGUUCAAAUACCAACACGAAGUUAUUCCCUACAACGACUGCUACUACAGAAACAUCUACCGGUACAGAUACACAGUGCACGCGGACCCUGACGAAAUCAUCAUACCUCGCAACGCCAACUCGUGGCACGAACUCAUGGACAUUAUCGUAAAAAAAUCCAAAAAGGAUAAAGUACUUUACACCUCCUACUCCGCCCCUCACACCUUUUACAUGGACGAAAUGCUCCCUCCCGAAGGCCAUUUCAAAGACAUACCCAAGUACCUGCACAUUAUGCAACACGCUUACCGUUCCGCCAACUACACGCCCCCGGGAGCGAGCAUCAAGUGCUUCCACGACACCGAAAGAGCACUGGGACUCCACAACCACUUUCCAAUCCACUGUCUCGGCGGAAAGUACAACUGUCGCUCUUACUUCAUCAGUACCGAAGACGCCCAGAUGCAGCACUACCGAAGGACGUGCCAAGGUUUCGUCCAGAACUGCUACGAAACGUACAAGAAGAACACGGUCCUUGAUCCUACAGCAUGGAAAUUCAAAGAUCAGGUUAUAGCAGGAGUGAACCGAACCUUAGCAGCCUUGAAUUACUUCAGAAAUUAUCCCUUAUAAUGUGCCUGGUGAAUUUUAUAUACAUUCUUACCUUAUCUGUACAGUUUAACUAGGUAUUGUGUGAAUACAUGUCUGUGUGUGCAUAUGAAUUGCGUGUCUCUGCUACAUGGUGUAUGCUCGCUUAGAUAUAGGUGUAUAUGAGAAUUUAUGUACAUGUAUCUCACCCGAUAAAUAUAUGUACUUGUAUGUUUACAUUCUUCUUCCAAUUGUUGUUAUAAACAAAUAUAUAUGUGUAUAUAUAAUAAAACACGGUUGUUUCUCUUAGGAAUAACAACAUUAGGACUAAAAAUUAUUGCUAUAAUGAUCAUAUUGCUAUGUAAUACAAACAAAUAACUACAACUAAUAUACUGUAUACGAUUUUUUUUAAUACGAACAAGAACAAUAGUGAAGAGAAUGAACAUAGUGAUAUCUCUCUUAAUAAAAUAAUACAUAUGAUAAACGUUUGUAAGAUAUUGGAUAGAUGAUUAAAAGUGACAGAGAAACCAUUUCACCCAAUAUUACCAGUUCAUAAUUACAUCACACAGCACCGCGUCUGGAGAUUAAAUCUUUAAAGGAAAUGCUAAAAGAUAAGACUGUUUCCUGUUGAUACCUGAAGAUAAAGAGAACAAUACAGAACACACCUAAAUACAAAGUUCAAAGCCAUGUUUCUCUAAGGUUUAUGCAGCUGUUAAAUGUAUUUGUGAUGAUUCUCACAUCCAGCAAAGCAACAUGGAAAUUCUUCAGUACCAUAUAGACGCCCCGAGCAAGUGAUUUUAGUAAUGAAUGUAAUGUUAAUGAAGAAUGGAAUGGCCGAUGUACAUUUCCUAUUUUUUAAGGGACAGGUGUUACUUUCCUGGCAUUUACAGUGUUAUCAGGUGUUAUCACCAUAUUCUUUAACAUAAAAAACAACAUUGUGAUUAUGUUCAUGUUGCUGUGUGGAUUAUGCUGCUCUACUCAAUUUAGCGAACAAUUCUUUUAACACUGACAUAACGCCAAUUAA